AUGCAGAUUGAAACAUCAGAUUAAUAAUUUGAGGAAAUAUAUUAAAGUUUAUGCAAAGAUGAUAGAUUUUGUUUAGAUCUUCGAGUUUAAUUUGAAAAGAUUUUAAAAGUAGAGAUGGAUAGAUGUCAGGCAUAUCAUGAAUUUUCUGAAUUUUUAAGUGGCAUUGCUAAAGAACCAUUUAAAGAGACAUCAGCAAUAAUGGAUAUGCUUGAUGAAUUAAAAACAUCAUUAUAAGAAGUUAACUCAAAGAUUAAAGAUAGGAUAAAUGAUGAUUAAGACAAAGGUCUUAUUAAAUUGAUAAGGACUAAGAUAAUUCCAAGUUUAACAGAUGGUUAAAGAGCUGUAGAAACUCAAAAGAAAGCAUUAGCAGAAUAUAAAGAAAAGGCAGCCAUCUAUAAAAAAUUAGAAUAAAAGAAAAACGACCUGUUGUAAAAAAAUGAUGAAAAACUAUUAUAAUUAGAAAAAUAAUUAUAAGAAGCAAAGAGAGAGAAAUUAGAAAAAGGUUAGACUUUCAAUUUUACUUAUAAAAAUUAUGUAGAAGAUAAAAAUGAUGAAUUAAAAGGAUUAUUCAAACAUUUCUUUAAUAGAUUAUUAUUGAUCUCAUCUGCUGGUUUACAAUAUUAUUCAAUGGCCAUUCAUAAAAUACAUACUACUGAUGAAAAACAUGAAGUUUAAAUAAGAUUGAGUAAAUUAGGUAUUAUAAAGCUUAAAAAAUAAUGA
Messenger RNA from Paramecium primaurelia, 720 nucleotides. The record is from the annotation of a GenBank genome assembly. NCBI's taxonomy places the organism in Eukaryota, Ciliophora, Oligohymenophorea, Peniculida, Parameciidae.